Messenger RNA from Aedes aegypti (yellow fever mosquito), 840 nucleotides. RefSeq names its product putative lysozyme-like protein. The coding region runs from base 1 to 840 and encodes 279 amino acids. The transcript has a single exon. The record is from RefSeq and is a predicted model, not a curated record. NCBI's taxonomy places the organism in Eukaryota, Metazoa, Arthropoda, Insecta, Diptera, Culicidae.
AUGGCAGCGAUGAACUCGUUUAUCCGGGAGCUGCGCAACCUCAACAGCUCCACCAGCAGUAGUGCUAUGAGUAACAGUAGCUUCGAUUCCGGGUUUUCCGCUUCGUUUGCCGGGGAUUCCAACGGCGGUAGUGGCCGGGCCACUGCCAUCGCCGCGCAACCUCUUCAACCACAGUCAUCUAACAUCGUUUGGGGCAACAAGUCGCUCUGGGGUGUUCCACCGCCGAGCCCAUCACCAGGAGCGAUCAAGUCAUCAACAGUGGAUUUGUCAUCCACGUUUACUAACACUAGCAGUAACAGUAUGUACGUUAGUAGCAAAGAUUCCUCUAGUACUUCUUCCGGUGGCUCUAUAUGGGCCUCGUCAAUGACGGCCAAUCCGUCAACAGUCCCCUCCCAGUCCCGAUCCUCGAACUUUUCCGCCAAUAUCUGGGAAAAUUCAGGUACGAAAGCAAAUCCGGAACCACUCGGUUCGAUCUGGAUGAUUCCGGAAACCGGCCGCGGUAAUGUAUGGGGUACCAGCUCUCAGUUACUGCGACCUACCGAAAUAGGCUCCGCAACCGGGACAGGGAAUGACGAGAGCAAACUGAGCUCAUUGUGGGGCACUUCUGGUGCGUCGUCAUCGUCGUCGACGUCAUCCUCAGGGAAUGUAUUGAACUCGCUCCGGCUGGCGGGUACGGUCGGUGCCGGAGGUGUUGGCCCAGGUUCUAGCUUCGGGGGCCUCGGUGGACUCAUUACCAGUCCAUCAGUUACGGGCAAUACGGCGACUAUGCCGGCAGCCACUGCAUCAACCAUGCAGCUAUUUUCGGACGAUUUUCUCAGUUAUCUCAAUAUCAACAAUUAG